Haemonchus placei is the source of this 654-nucleotide messenger RNA. The record is from the annotation of a GenBank genome assembly. NCBI's taxonomy places the organism in Eukaryota, Metazoa, Nematoda, Chromadorea, Rhabditida, Trichostrongylidae.
UGCGCCCUAACGGCGCUGGCGCUGCGAAAGGCCGCGCCAAACGACCGCCCACCUGUGCGGGCGAGCACAAACGGCGAUUACGCUAUUCAAACCGUAGGGAGGAACUCAUUCAUCUCUCUCAGAUGUGGGGAUCUUCCUGCAGUAGGUGGGAAUGGACCCCAGCAAAUACUCCCAACACUUGAAUACGAUUCUGAGGCAUCAACCCUAUUGAGCCAACUCGGUUGUAUUCGAUGGCUGUCUGAUCACUGCACUACUGCUUGGAUAGAGACCAAGUUCUGGUCCCCACGACGCCACGGGUUCUCUUUCAUCUUCUUAUGUUGUUGUCGAAUGAUGGAUGACAGCUGGGGCUGUGAACAGGAUCUCUUUGCAGUCUCACCUUUUGGAGGGUCCCAAACAUUGAAUGAAUUGGUGGAAGGAUUAACAUCGAAGAAAGCGACGGUGGAGCAACUGUUGUCACGAGAAGGCAAUAUUCAAGAUCGCAAUGCCGCCCGAGAACGCCUUGUUAUGUCGUUGGGAGGGAAAGCACCAAAAGGAAAAGCGCUGAAUUACAAGAUUCUGAAGAAAGAGCGGAAAAAGAAGAAGGAAGAUGAUGCUAAAAAAGCAGCAGAAAUGAAGGCACUGCUCCGAGUCAAUUCUGCGAAGAAGAUCAAGUAG